GUCAUAACUGUGCUCUCUCUCUCUCUCCCUCUCUUUCUCUCUCACUCACUCUCUAUCACCGCCUUUCAGAUCUUUAAAAGCUGGUGCUUUGCUGUGUCUCUCUCGAUCUCCAUUUGUCUCCUCUGGCACUGCAGGGGACUCAACCGGCAAAGCACCAAGGAGAGCUACUGUAUAGAAACGGGGAGGAAGACUGAGGAAAAGGGAGAGAAAAGGGAGAGAGACUAAGGGAGAAAUAUACAUCCAGAAAUAGCAUCAGCCACAUUUAACUGACAGAGAGUGACAGAGUGGAGAACCUGAGACCUGGACACAAAAUGCCUUUCCUUUCUUACUUAACAACCGUUGUUUUGUUGCUGAUUGCUCACUGCGGAUCAUGGACCGGGGCAAACCGCUUGGGCCCCUUCAAGGUCUGUCCCUCCUGCAGGGAUCCACUGGGGGCAGGUCGGCCCCCCAGAGACCAUAAUGUUGCCGGCAGCACGUCAGUGUUGGCCCAGGGAGAGCCCUGUGGUGUGUACACCCUGAGCUGUGCCAAGGGGCUCCGCUGUGUUCCCCCACCAAGGGAGCACAGCCCCCUCCAGGCUCUGUUGCAGGGAAGGGGCAUUUGCGCCAAGCACAGCAGGACUAGUCCCACUGAGAGGCCCCACCCCACAGGUCCCCAUCCCUCACACAGUGGUGACAUUGAAAAAGCACCCUGCCGCAAGCUGCUGAAUCUUGUCCUGAGGGGUCUGGAGCUGACAAUCUUCCAGUCUGACCGUGACAUCUAUAUACCCAACUGUGACACCCGUGGCUUCUACAGGAAAAAGCAGUGCCGCUCCUCCAAGGGCAUGCAGCGUGGCCACUGCUGGUGCGUGGAUGAACUCGGCACGCCUGUGCCCUCACGUGCCAGCGAAGAUGGCACUUUACCAUGCGAUGGGGAGUGAGGCAUGAGUCUGUCCAAUUGCUCUGAGCCUGGAGGAAGAGGAGAAGGUGGAGGAGGAGGAGGAGGAGGAGGAGGUGGUGGUGGAGGAGCAGGAGCACAGGGAGAGAGGGUGGCUUUAGCAUGUGCUAGACACUGCCUGGACAGGAGGUAGCAGGGAUAAACCACUUCCUAUGGAAAAUACAUACCAGUUAACGUUCAUGUCCUCUCUAAAGCAAGACACACACACUCACAGUCCAGCAGCAGCAACAAUAACAUCUGCCUGAAUGUUCAACAGUUGCAGCAGCGUCCUCUGCGUCGUCUGGUGACAUGCUGCAUGCUUACAUUAAUGCUCUGUGAACUGCCUCAGUGAUCCAAGCGGUAUUACUCCGAAUGAUCUCUAUAUUCCCUGGCUCUUGUCCUGGCUUUCUGGUAGAUCUUUAUUUUACUUUUUAGUUUAGGAUAGCUGACACUGCCUGUGUUUGUUCUGAUCUCAGUGGGCUGAAAUACUGUUACGCAGGUGAUGCGACACAAAUGUUUGAAAAAUGUGUCUCCCUCACCGUCCUCUCUCCCUCUCUCCAAAGAUACACUGAUAUCAACAUACCUAAUUGACAGAAUAUUUCUUUUCUAUUAAUUUAUUUUUGAGUAUGUGUUUCCAUCAAGUACUGCUUGAAUCUUACAGUAUAUAUAUGUCAAGUCAGAAAAAAUAAUCUUACAAAUAUGAUCCUGGAUGCUUUUGUUCAUUUUAUUUGUCAAAAUGGCAUUCUGACUGCUUAUUAGUUGAUUGUUUGUACAUAUGUUGGAUUUUUGUGGUUGACUGUGUGUUCUGAAGUGGCAUACAAAAAGCUUACGGCUGUUACCCUUUUCAAAAAGUUGUAAGGCAUAUUUUUAUACACGUCAAUAUAAUAUUUUAUAUAUGAAUUGUUGGUUUAUUUAAUGAACUACAGUACAAUGCCAUGUAUUUUUAUAUUGUCAGCAGUUUCUUAUUUAAAGACAGAGAUUAUUUUAUUUCAUGUUAGGGGAAGUGUUGUGCUUGAAAGGCACCUUUAUGGCAAAACUCAUCAUUCAUCAGAGCUCUAUACAACUGCUGCACAUCUUAUGGUUAUAUCUCAUGUUUUUAAUUUCCUUUUAUUUAUGCUUUGUUUAUUUGAGAGUUGAGAAUAUCCAUGUUACUAUUAUGUUUUAUUUCUGGCACAUCAUACCACAAAUUCUGAGUUCAGUAGAGGAAAAAAAAAUCAAAUUUGUUAUUGUUAUGUCUCUCCCAAGUCCUUGCAAAAGUCAUGAAAUGGUGUGCUAUUAAAGUGUGAUUAGAAUUUAUCUAUUUCUGAACAAUCUUGUUGUGCCAAUGUGUGUGCCGUGAUGAAAGGUCCAUGCACAAAGGACCUGUAAGAUUUGCAAAUAUGAAAAUAAAACAUAAUGAUAAUAAAAAUGGAGAAGAAUUAAACAUAUAUUAAUA
This is a messenger RNA of Trematomus bernacchii (emerald rockcod), 2348 nucleotides long. RefSeq names its product insulin-like growth factor binding protein 6b (gene igfbp6b). Gene Ontology annotation, biological process: regulation of insulin-like growth factor receptor signaling pathway. Gene Ontology annotation, molecular function: fibronectin binding; insulin-like growth factor II binding; insulin-like growth factor I binding. The coding region runs from base 312 to 917 and encodes 201 amino acids. The transcript has 4 exons. NCBI's taxonomy places the organism in Eukaryota, Metazoa, Chordata, Actinopteri, Perciformes, Nototheniidae. Gene Ontology annotation, cellular component: extracellular region. The record is from RefSeq and is a predicted model, not a curated record.